Helianthus annuus (common sunflower) is the source of this 1300-nucleotide messenger RNA. Its product is annotated as glyoxylate/succinic semialdehyde reductase 1. The transcript has 8 exons. Gene Ontology annotation, cellular component: cytosol. Bases 192 to 1073 code for a protein of 293 amino acids. Lineage: Eukaryota; Viridiplantae; Streptophyta; Magnoliopsida; Asterales; Asteraceae. Gene Ontology annotation, molecular function: NAD binding; NADP binding; 3-hydroxybutyrate dehydrogenase activity. The record is from RefSeq and is a predicted model, not a curated record.
CAGAAAAUGAGUGGAAGAUAGCAACGAUUGCAAUCGACAAGAAAAUACAUUUUCUAAACACCAUUGCAGUCAGUGAGAGCCAUAAAGCAUCAAACUUUACUAUCUUUGAUCAUUUAUAUAUACAUAUAUCCAAUCUUUAGUGAAGGGUCUUAAAGAUCAUCAGUAUACCCAGUUGAUCAAGCAUAAAGAUCAUGGAGGAAAUUGGGUUUUUGGGGAUGGGGAUAAUGGGGAAAGCUAUGGCUAUGAACUUGCUUCGUCAUGGGUUUAAGGUUUCUGUUUGGAACCGUACUCUUUCAAAGUGUGAUGAGCUAAAAGAGCAUGGUGCUUCUGUUGGUGAAAGUCCGGCAGCAGUAAUUAAGAAAUGCAAAUACACUAUCGGGAUGUUAUCAGAUCCAGCUGCAGCUCUCUCUGUGGUAUUUGAUAAAGACGGGAUUCUUGAGGAAAUUUGCAGUGGGAAAGGUUACAUUGACAUGUCAACAGUCGAUGCUGAAACUUCCUCGAAAAUUAGCGAGGCAGUAAAAAAGAAGGGAGGGUCUUUUCUUGAAGCUCCGGUCUCAGGUAGCAAAAAGCCAGCUGAAGACGGACAAUUAGUAAUCCUUUCUGCUGGGGACAAAGGACUGUAUGAUGCAAUUCUUCCUGCAUUUGACGUUUUGGGGAAGAAGUCGUUUUUCUUGGGAGAGGUUGGAAACGGAGCAAAAAUGAAACUGGUUGUCAACAUGAUUAUGGGCAGCAUGAUGAACGCCUUCUCAGAGGGACUUGUGCUUGCUGACAAAAGUGGACUUAGCCCCAAUACACUUCUGGAUGUCUUGGAUCUUGGUGCAAUUGCUAACCCUAUGUUCAAAAUGAAAGGGCCGUCAAUGAUCCAAAACAGUUACAGCCCUGCGUUUCCGUUAAAACAUCAACAAAAGGACAUGAGACUGGCUCUUGCUCUUGGUGACGAGAAUGCCGUAUCAAUGCCAGUGGCAGCCGCCGCCAAUGAGGCAUUUAAGAAGGCUAGAAGCACUGGACUAGGAGAUCUUGAUUUUUCGGCUGUUUAUGAGAUCUUCAAGGGGACUGAACCCUCCUCGGCUUGACGGUCUAGAUCGUGAAGGAAGUUGGCUCUUUUUACAGACUGCAAAUCAAGCAUUCUUCCUUUCAUUAAUUCCGACGUGUUUUGUUUGGAUGACGAAGGACACUCGUACUUUGUUUUAUUUUGAUUAUGGUUGUAUAUUUGGAUCAAUUAAAACAGAAUCCACAAAUGCUUUAUUAUCAAUAGAACAAGUAAGAGACAACAUGCAUCUUCUUAACUGCUGUCUUUUUU